Molecule: messenger RNA, 3830 nt
Organism: Thunnus maccoyii (southern bluefin tuna)
Lineage: Eukaryota; Metazoa; Chordata; Actinopteri; Scombriformes; Scombridae
Product: solute carrier family 35 member E2A-like
Exons: 9
Coding region: 521-1687 (388 amino acids)
Cellular component (GO): Golgi apparatus
Molecular function (GO): antiporter activity
Source: RefSeq, a predicted model, not a curated record
UUGAAGGUUAUGACGUCACUGUGUUGCUGUCUCGGAGCGGGUUAGCUUCACAGCGUUAGCAGCCACGUCCCGACAGCACAGACACAGACAGAGAGGUAAAUCUGUGUGUGCAGUGGGUGUCGUUUCUAUUGACUCUCUCGCACGUUGUGAGCUAUCAUGGCUGACAGCACGGCUGGUUUUUCAUCUUCCAUGUUUUCAUAAACGAACAGCAGCUAGCUAAACGUCAACGUGCAACUUCCUCCUUUUAUAUCGCGCACUGUUGUCUCGGUGGACAGCUGUGUUUGUUUCUCGGUGCCAACUGCAACGUCCAGAUUCACUACGAGGUAAGAGUCCAUCUUCUCGGUGCUGCAGGCGGGACAUCAAUACUUGAAGCAUUCCCAGCAGCCCAGCAACUGCAAGACUGAUCAAUCACUUGACCGAUUAGAAGAUGGACUAACCAUCAAAACUCUCAUUAAGACGCCUCACCUCCCUUUAAUUUCCCUCCUGUUGGGCCCCUGGGGCCCCUCAGGCAACAGGGGUGAUGACGGGCGGCAGGCAGACUGCCAGGUACUCGCUGUGGCGUUUCCUGUCACCGUUCCGCAACGUCCAGGAGCGAGUGGUGCUGGCCCGCAGCGAGAGCCUGCCAGGGGAGCAGGUGCUGAAGAUCACAGUCACAGAGACCACGGUGAUCGAGGCGGAGUCCGGGGUGUGGAACUGGCGAUCCCUGACCUACCUGGGCCUCUGGUACUUCUUCAGCUUCUGCACCCUGUUCCUCAACAAGUACAUCCUGUCACUGCUGGAGGGGGAGCCCAGCAUGCUGGGUGCUGUUCAGAUGCUCUCCACCACCAUCAUCGGCUGCCUAAAGAUGUUUGUGCCCUGCUGCCUUUACCAGCACAAGUCUAGGACCGAGUAUCCCUCCAACUUCAUCAUGAUCAUGCUGUUUGUUGGACUCAUGAGGUUCACCACUGUGGUUUUGGGCUUGGUGAGCCUGAAGAAUGUGGCGGUGUCAUUUGCAGAGACGGUGAAGAGCUCAGCACCCAUCUUCACUGUCAUCAUGUCCAGGCUGAUCCUCGGGGAGUACACAGGGCUGUGGGUGAAUCUCUCCCUCUUCCCCAUUAUGGCCGGCCUGGCCCUCUGCACAGCCACGGAGAUCAGUUUCAACAUGCUCGGCUUCUCCGCCGCUCUCUCCACCAACAUCAUGGACUGUUUACAGAACGUAUUCUCUAAAAAACUGUUGAGCGGAGACACAUACAAGUUCAGUCCUCCAGAACUGCAGUUUUACACCAGUGCAGCAGCACUCAUCAUGCUCAUACCUGCCUGGGUGUUCCUCUUGGACGUACCGGUGAUUGGGAAGAAUGGACGGAGCUUCAUCUUCAGUCAGGAUAUUAUCCUGUUGCUACUUUUCGAUGGCGUCCUGUUCCACCUGCAGAGUGUCACUGCCUAUGCUCUCAUGGGAAGGAUUUCUCCCGUUACUUUCAGUGUUGCCAGUACAGUGAAACACGCCCUGUCGGUGUGGCUGAGCAUCAUCGUCUUCAGUAACCAGAUCACCCUCCUGAGCGCCACCGGCACCGCCCUCGUGUUUGUCGGGGUCUUCUUGUACAACAAAGCCAGACAGAUCCAGAGGCGAACUUUACAGGACAUGGCUGCCGAGCAGAACCACAAACCACUAUUGCAGGACCAGGACUUCCAAGCCUCUCAGUCUCACUGAGGACUCAGUACUUAAGAUUAAAAUGCUGCCUGAAUUGGGAUCAAGGUAUUCUAAAUGAUGUUGAGUGAUUUGUUUGUUUUUCAGUGAGUACACAAUCCAGUUAUAGAGGACCCACUCCUGUUUUUGUUCCAGUUUCCAUUUAGCGUCAUGUCUUAUGUUUGAAAGUAAACUUUGGUGACCGGCUUGGUAAAGGUCAGUGUCUGUUUGACCAAGCCGUCACUAGUCCUGUGGAACAGUAUACACAGUAUGUCUAACCUGAUUAGCUACUUCAACUUGAUUCAUCCUUGAUCUUUUGCUUUAUCUAAUAUCUGUCAGUACAAAGGAGAAGCUCAGGGUGUCCUUCAGCUUUUUGAAGGAAGUGACUUCUGUAAGCGUUUUGUCUUACAUUUGCAUUCCAGAGUGUGCUAGUUUAUCUCAUCUGUGGUACUUCAAGCUGCUGAAUGUAUGCUAUUAUGUAUAUCUGUAAAGCAUUGAAGCUGAACAUUUAAAAUGUGUGAUGGUUUAACCAACACUGUAUCAUACAAUGUAAAAUGUAUCUUAACUGCAUCUGAAUAUAAGAUGUGAAUAGGGCACCAACGUCUGAGAUGGGAGGCCUUUUGAAGGCUCGUCCAGACAAAGCUUAAACUGGCCGUUUGACACAUUCUUUUUAACAAUGUGUGAAACAUUUGAAAAACCACAUACUGCAUUCUAGGAAUGCUAAUCCUCUACCAUGGACUGUUUUUGUGGGUGUAUGUAGGGUUUACUGUACCUCUCUUCUUUUUUUGGUCUUUGUAAACUGACGCUUCAACCCCGAACAGGAAAAGGGGCUUAGAGACCAAAUGAAUGAUUGUCCUGCUGUUUAUUACACAUUUAUAAUCUUAAAGGAAAAUGGUUUAUUACAACUUUGGGCUCUGUUUUUGUUGUUCAGACAAUCAAACUGGUUGUAAACAAACACCAGGGGUUAGUUUAAGUUUUUGGAAGAAAAUCACAAACCAACUUCCCAGUUGAACUUUGACCUCUCAUAUACCUCUAGUUGUGUUGCAUACUCUCAGUUUUCCUGUGGAAAGACGGAUUAACAAAAGAGCAACAAAGAUAAAAGUUGUAAUAAACUGUAGCUUCCCUUUAAACUUUAGCCUCAUGGCACAUGAAUUAAAAUAGGUUCAAACCCUCUGUUCAUGUAUAGUAGUAGGAUGUAAUGUCAAACGUACGUCACUGGUGAUGUCACUGUGACAUGGUGUCAUCUCUGUGAGCAAUCCUGUGCCUGUUGCUACUUUCAAACAAAGAGCAUACAGUGACUCUUCAUGAACACAUUCACGAUAAGAGUUGGGACCACAAAUUGAAAUUCAGGUUCAAUUAUGUUUCCGGUGCUUCCUGUUUAGUCCCUUAUUGUCAUUACAGCUUCUGUGGUGAAUAUGAAUCUUCUUCCACAUACGUCUUUCUUCCAUAGAAACACAUCAGUGCCACACUAACAUCUUGCCAAAACAGCCGCAUGGUGCCAAUAAUCUGACAUACGUCUGAAUCUUAUGCUCAUACUGCUCCAAACUUGCUGCUUCUCAUCUCCUGCUCUUCUCAUGUGUGCACCAAGGUGUGGCUUCUUCUCGUUUUUCUGAGGGCAAUGACUUGACAAAGUCCAUCAGGCAUCUGAUAGGACGAAUCCAUGUUAAUCAUUGGUUGGGUUCGUUUUUUUUGUUUGUUAGCAUUUCGUAAUGCUUUACUUUUGCUGCAGUUUCGUGCCUCAAGAAGCAGUUUUUUCUUUUCUGCAUCCAAACUAGAGGGAUUGUCUGACUUGAACAUAAUUUAUUUAUUUAUGUUUAAAACAUGGUUAUUUUCUGUUAUUGUUGAUUUUUUUUUUCUCUGUCAAGUGCUUAGGAAAACCACAUGGCGACAUUUGAAAACUGAUGUCUUACAAAUAUGUGUCUUUUUACACUAAUCUUCCAUAUUAAGUCUUUCAAAUGCUGCUUCAAGCUAAAAAUGUUGUUUUUCUGUGUAUUUUCAUCGUUAAAGGUUCAUUAAUGGAAAAUGUUAAGCUAGCAGAGAGCAGUUAUGAACUGUUAUAUUUGAUAAUGUGCAAAUCAGAGAUGUAAAAAUAUUCAAUGAUGUAAAUCAUGAGGAUGUAAUGAUGUUCAGUGGUUGUACAGAAAAUUAAAGUAUUUUCUUUUCAGCA